AUGGCCGGGGUCCUUCCGUCCCCUUCAUCCUCGUGCGGUCGAGGUCCUCGAGCGGGAGCCAUGGCCGGGGUCCUUCCGUCCCCUUCCUCCUCGCACGACCGGGAUCCUCGAGCGGGAGCCAUGGCCGGGGUCACCAGCGGGAAGGAGAAGGAGCUCGCCAUCCCCUCGCUGGCCGCUGCUCUUCCCGUCGCUGUGACGCCAACCGCUAUUCCCUACCGCGCGCGGCGUCAAGUUCUCGCCGCCGGUCCAAUCUCCUACCGUGCGGCGUCAAUCUCCUACCGGUGUCGAGGUGGAGGAUGA
Miscanthus lutarioriparius is the source of this 300-nucleotide messenger RNA. The record is from the annotation of a GenBank genome assembly. NCBI's taxonomy places the organism in Eukaryota, Viridiplantae, Streptophyta, Magnoliopsida, Poales, Poaceae.